GGGCCGGGCUCUGAGGUGUUGUUCUUCGAUUGGAACAAAAGCAUCAGAGUAAUCGUAAUUGGCAUUCCAAGGGUUACUGGUGCGUGUAUCCCCUGGUAAUACCCAUUUGAAAUCGUGGCAGAAGAAUAAGAACAAAGAAGCAAGGAAAAGGGGGAAGGGUUUCGUUUUCGGAAGAAGAAUAAGGAGCUUCUGAUAGAGAGAGAGAGUUUCAGUCUUCAAACAUGAAGACGACGAAGGGUGGCAAGGUGAUGAACCCUACCGAUGCUUACCGAAAGGAGCUUCGCAAGAAAGAAUUGAAAAGGAACAAGAAGGAAAGAAAAAAGGUGAGAGAAGUGGGGAUUUUGAAGAAAGAUCCCGAACAACUGAAGAAGCAGAUUGAGAACUUGGAGAUGAUGAAGGCUGAUGGUGCUUUGGAUAAAGCAAGAAAGCACAAGAAAAGACAGCUACAAGAUACACUGAAUCUUGUCCUGAAGAAGAGGAAGGAAUAUGAAGAGAAAAUGCGGGAGAAGGGUGAAACCCCUGUUAUGUUCAGUCAUCUGGGGCCUCCUCGAAGGAGAACAACUGCAGAAGAAGAAGAGAGGGUUAAGCACCCAAAGCCUGAGGACUCUGUUUAUUACCAUCCUACAUUAAAUCCUACUGGGGCUCCACCGCCAGGGAAACCUCCUAUGUUUAAAUCGUCAAUAGGACCCAGAAUUCCUUUGUCCGGGGCUUCAUCAAGUGCUGCUGCAUCAUCCUUAGCAACAGAGUCAGAGGAUGAUGUAUUAGCUGUACCUCCACCUCCGCCUCCUCCGCCACCACCACUGCCUGAUGGUAGCAGUGCAAGUACAGCAGAUGGUGCUGUUUUACCUGCAUCCUUGCCACUGCCUCCUCCCCCACCUAUGCCUCCAAAGCCUGCUACUGCUGUGCCAACAUCAUUACCGCCACCUCCACCUCCUGGUCCCCCACCUAAAGAACAAGUUGCAAAUCGUCCUAUACCUCCUCCACCUCCACCCCUACAACAGUCCCAACCACCUCCACCUGGCACCAGUGGAGGUGAAGACAGAAAUCAGUCUGCAUUGACAGAUGAUUCACCUUCCAAGGAGCCUGGUCAGGUGCAGCUUCCUCCACCUCCUCCACCUAGUAGGGUACCACCAAAUUCUGGUGUGAUUCAGUCUGAUGGUGCUGUGGUUUCUACUGAGAGUAAGAAUUCCCUGUCAAGCCAGGAGAUCCCAAAAUUGGUUCCCGGACCUCCUCCUCCAAGGCAACAACCUUCUGUUCCAGGACCCAACUUAAUCCCAAGUUUACAACCUGAUGUAUUACCCCCUGGAAUAUCCCGAUUCCUUCCACCCCCACCGCCACCUGACAUGAGGCCUCCUUUACCUGUGGCUGGACUCCCAGCACAGGCACCACCUCCUGGAAUGAUGGUUCCCCUACUUCCGAGGCCACCAUAUGGUCCUCCACCGGGGCCUCCUCCAAUGAUGAGACCUCCACUUCCACCUGGUCCUCCUCCUAACUUUCAGGAAGAGGAUCAUGGGGCAGCUAGGCCACCACCUCUUCCUCAGAAACCAUCAUAUGUUAAAUCUGCAGCUUCUACUGUUGUUAAAAGGCCAUUAGCUCAGCACACUCCAGAACUUACAGCUAUGGUUCCAGCAUCGGUUCGAGUGAGAAGAGAAACUGCAGUGGCAAAAGGCAAACCAAAACCGUCGCUGUCAACCUCUAGGACGGUCUCCGGGACAGCAGGACCAACUAUUGUAAAACCAGAGUCGGUGAGCUCAUCAUCGGCUCCAAAAGCGCAGAGCAUUGAUGACUCAUAUACGGCUUUCUUAGAGGACAUGAAAGCCCUUGGUGCACUGGAUGGUUGAGAUCAAUGGGAGUGGCGUAGCAGGCAUAAUGCAUGGGUGUCCACAAUCAAGUUUGCUUAUUUUAUGUUCAAACAACCACCCUCGUGACCGACCUCAAUUUUUUAUUCUUGAUGAUAAAGUCUAAUUAAGACCUUGUAUACUCUUUUGUGACUCCUAAUUCAUCUCCUUUAUCGCUGAAGUUUAAAUUAUUGCACUGUUAGUUAAUAAUAUUAUACGCUAACCAGUGAUGUCUUGAUACUUU
Abrus precatorius (Indian licorice) is the source of this 2082-nucleotide messenger RNA. Its product is annotated as protein EARLY FLOWERING 5. Gene Ontology annotation, cellular component: spliceosomal complex. NCBI's taxonomy places the organism in Eukaryota, Viridiplantae, Streptophyta, Magnoliopsida, Fabales, Fabaceae. The record is from RefSeq and is a predicted model, not a curated record. Gene Ontology annotation, biological process: mRNA cis splicing, via spliceosome. Bases 222 to 1841 code for a protein of 539 amino acids. The transcript has 9 exons.